Messenger RNA from Anopheles arabiensis, 1748 nucleotides. RefSeq lists its product as uncharacterized. Bases 489 to 1589 code for a protein of 366 amino acids. The record is from RefSeq and is a predicted model, not a curated record. The transcript has 2 exons. Lineage: Eukaryota; Metazoa; Arthropoda; Insecta; Diptera; Culicidae.
CCGCGAGAUGCCAGUAUAACAACUUCAGGCCCAGAUGGGCUACGGAACGUACGAAGAAUAAGGUGAAAAGGAACGGAGACGUGCGUUGAAGCGAUCUCGAGUGGUUCACACACACACACACACACACACACACUGGCAGCCAGUGAUCGCGGGAAGCAGCGGUAAGCAGCAAGAUCGAGACGGAGCGACUCCGGGGAAAAAGAGAUGGGAAAAUUGUGGCAAGAGUUUUCAAUAAAAUAUAAUCAUCCACCGAGCAACGGUUUUCGCCAUUCCGUCCAGUGUGGUGCAGCUGUCGAGGCACGGUUUUCCGAACAGCUCUCCCGGUAGUUCCCGGUGGUAGUGCUCCCGGUUCGCUGCCAACAAGUGCGCGUAGUGUGGUUUAGAACAACCGCUUUAGGAUCUAACAGAAGCGAUUCGUUUGGUGGUGCCGAUUCAUUGUCUUUUUUUUGUGGUGUUGGGUUUAGUGGUUUGAGAAGAAGGUAACAAUAAUGGGACGGAAGGUUUCUGGCACCACCAGUGUGUCACUACUGUUCGUGGUGUUAGCCUGCUGCCCGCUACCGGUCACGCGGGGCGAGAUGCGCAAAUCGUGGCAGGCGAAAAGUGUCGACGUGCAGGCGCAGCUGCUGAAAGCGGCCCGACUUGAAGAUCCCCCAAAUGCGAAGCCUCCGGAACCGAGCGAACUGGAAACGCGGUCAGCAGUGCAGGAAGCGGCGACCGGCCAGACCGGUCCGGUGCUUAGCCCCGCCGACAGUGUACAAGUGGCGGAAGAGCUUAAGGUUAAGCCUGCGCCAGUGUUCAGCAGUCGUGUGCGGACCAGGUACGGUACCGUUGUUGGAUCGCCUGCCGUUCCGGAUCGGGCGGUCGAGGCUGUUGAGGUGGUAGCGACACCAGCACCACAGGCAGCUGAUGAAGUGCGUGCCGUUCCACUGGUUUUGGAGCACAGCCCGGACGACAUACAGAUCGACGACGCGACCGUGCAGGAUGAUGAAGACGACGACGACGACGACGAGGAGGAUGAAGAUGAUCCGCUCGGGUGGAAUGCAGACAAGGCGAAGCAGUACGAUCUGAUCGAAAACAUCCUGGAGGAGGUGGAGGGCCGUGUAGCUGGGGAAGGGCGCGACGAAGCGACGGAUGAGCUUGCGGGCUCCGGUGCGAAAAAGCCAACCGAGCGCGUCAAGCAGUACACGUUCCCGCCGGUACUGAACAUGACCAUCGACGAGCCGAACAACAUUGUCAAGGUGAAGCUAAACCAGGACAUUGUGCGAGACAUGCUAAACACGGGACGUGAGGCGGGCGGCGGUAUCGGGGGCAAGAAGAUGCUUCGCUACGUGCUGCCACUGUUCAUACUGCCCUUCCUGAUCCAGUCCGCCGUGAUACCGUUCAUGCUGACGGCGGUCAAGCUGUUCCUGCUCAAGUCGCUGAUGGCGGGCAAGCUGGCCAUCUUCCUGCUGCUGCUCGGGGCGUUCAAAAACUUUACCAAAAAGGACCGGGACGUGUACGUGAAGGAUCUGCCCGACCGGCGGUACGAACCGUCGAGCGAAGGGUUCGCCUAUCUGGCCGAGGGGCGGCCGAGCGGCUGGGUGAAUUAGCCGCCACGCGAACCUAUUUAUGCGACAGACAAACAGAUCGAUGACUGUGUGUGUGUAUGUAGACAAAGAGCGUAUUAUGGUAGGAAAUAUGGUAGAUUUAAUGCAAAGCAUGGCUCUAAGCCGGUACAAAACACAAUAAACAUAAACAAACAACGUUGA